Oxyura jamaicensis (ruddy duck) is the source of this 3150-nucleotide messenger RNA. RefSeq names its product threonyl-tRNA synthetase 3 (gene TARS3). The annotation marks the transcript as partial. Gene Ontology annotation, molecular function: ATP binding; threonine-tRNA ligase activity. Gene Ontology annotation, cellular component: cytoplasm. Gene Ontology annotation, biological process: threonyl-tRNA aminoacylation. Lineage: Eukaryota; Metazoa; Chordata; Aves; Anseriformes; Anatidae. The transcript has 19 exons. The record is from RefSeq and is a predicted model, not a curated record.
UGGCUGGCGGCGGAGGUCGGCCGCCUGAAGGAGCAGGGGCCGCCGCGCUCGGCCGGCAGCUGCAGCCCCGAGGUGCAGCGGCUGAGGGCCGAGAACGAGAAGCUGCGCUACCGCCUCCUGCACCUGCGCCGCAGCCUGGCGGCCGAGCUGGCCCGGGCAGCGCCGGCGGAGCCCCCAGCCGGCGGCGAGACAGUCUCCAGUGGAAGUCCAACUGUUGCAUUGAAUCAAAAUAAAGAGGAGAAGGAAAGUGAAGUCAGUGGACACAGAAGUGAUCAUGAGCCAAGCUUCAUAGAAGACAGACUGAAGCUUUAUGAAGCACUGAAGAAAGAACAUGAUGCCUUGCUAGCUUACAGAGCAGCCAACCAGAGCAAGCCCAUCAAAAUUAUUCUGACAGAUGGAAAGACAGUGGAAGGGGAAUCAUGGAAAACCACACCAUAUCAAUUAGCUGUAGGAAUCAGUCAAGGGUUGGCUUCAAAUGCAGUCAUAGCCAAAGUGAAUGGUGAACUGUGGGACCUGGAUCGUCCACUGGAGGGAGAUUGUACUGUGGAGCUGCUUACGUUUGAUGAUGAAGAAGCACAAGCUGUUUAUUGGCAUUCAAGCGCUCAUAUUCUUGGAGAGGCCAUGGAAGGUUAUUACGGGGGCUGCUUGUGCUACGGACCACCAAUUGAGAAUGGAUUUUAUUAUGACAUGUACAUUGAAGACAGAGGUGUAUCCAGUACUGAAUUCCCAGCACUAGAGAACCGCUGUAAAAAUAUCAUAAAAGAGAAACAGGCUUUUGAAAGGCUGGAAGUCAAAAAGGAGAUCCUAUUAGACAUGUUUAAGUAUAACAAGUUUAAGUGUCGUAUACUUAAUGAGAAGGUGAACACACCAACCACCACAGUAUACAGAUGUGGUCCACUGAUCGAUCUCUGCAGGGGUCCCCAUGUGAGACACACUGGAAAAAUUAAGGCCCUUAAAAUAUUUAAGAAUUCCUCUACCUACUGGGAAGGAAAAGCUGACAUGGAAACUCUGCAGAGAAUCUAUGGAAUAUCCUUCCCUGAUAAUAAAAUGAUGAAGGAAUGGGAAAAAUUCCAGGAAGAAGCUAGAAGCCGGGAUCAUAGGAAAAUUGGAAAGGACCAAGAACUCUUCUUCUUUCAUGAUUUGAGUCCUGGAAGCUGCUUUUUCCUCCCCAGGGGUGCCUUUCUUUAUAACACACUCACAGAUUUCAUACGAGAGGAAUACCGUAGACGUAAUUUUACUGAAGUUGUAUCUCCAAAUAUCUUCAACAGUAAACUCUGGGAAGCUUCUGGGCACUGGCAGCACUACAGUGAAAAUAUGUUCUCUUUUGAGAUAGAGAAGGAAACUUUUGCCCUUAAGCCGAUGAACUGUCCAGGACAUUGCUUGAUGUUUGCCCAUCGCCCACGAUCGUGGAGGGAAAUGCCUCUUAGACUUGCAGACUUUGGAGUUCUUCACCGAAAUGAACUCUCUGGGACUUUAAGUGGCUUAACUCGUGUAAGGCGCUUCCAACAAGAUGAUGCUCACAUCUUUUGCACAAUAGAGCAGAUUGAAGAGGAAAUUAAAGGCUGUCUUGAUUUCUUGAAGUCAGUAUAUGCUGUCUUUGGCUUUACCUUUCAACUGCAUCUUUCAACAAGACCAGAAAAAUAUCUAGGAGAUUUAGAGAUUUGGGAUCAUGCUGAAAAGCAACUUCAAAACAGCUUGAAUAACUUUGCAGCACCGUGGACGUUGAAUCCAGGAGAUGGAGCAUUUUAUGGUCCUAAGAUUGAUAUCAAAAUCAAAGAUGCUAUUGGCAGAUACCAUCAAUGCGCUACUAUCCAACUUGACUUCCAACUACCCAUUCGAUUUAAUCUUACUUAUGUUGGUAAAGAUGGUGAUGAUAAGAAAAGACCAGUGAUUAUUCACAGAGCUAUUCUGGGAUCUGUGGAGAGAAUGAUAGCUAUCCUAGCAGAAAAUUAUGGAGGAAAAUGGCCAUUCUGGCUGUCUCCACGGCAGGUCAUGGUUGUGCCUGUGGGACCUACUUCUGAAGAGUAUGCGCGGCAGGUUUGCAGUGAGUUUUUUGAAGCAGGAUUUAUGUCAGAUGUGGAUCUAGAUCAGAGCUGCACGUUGAACAAGAAAAUUAGAAAUGCACAGCUGGCUCAAUAUAACUUUAUCUUAGUGGUUGGAGAAAAGGAAAAAGCAAAUAAUGCUGUCAAUGUGAGAACAAGAGACAACAAGGUUCAUGGAGAAAUUUCAGUAUCUUCUGCUCUUGAAAAACUCAAGAAGUUUAAGAAUUCACAUAUUCCAAAUGCAGAAGAAGAAUUCUAAUGUUGCUGUUAAGAAAAAAUAUAUAUAUUAGCUGCCCAUGUGAAAUAGUGUUGCUUUCCUCCUUUUGCGGCAGUAAUGCUCAUCUGAAAGAAUUUGCAGCUAAUGCGUGCACAAAACAAGGAAAUGUAGCAAUGUUGGUGCUUGAAGAAUAGCAUGAGAGUACAAAUGCAACUGGUAAUUCUUAACAAUCCUUUGGGAUUCCAAUCUGUGCUAGUUGCAGAGGUUUUUCUUAAAGUCUUACAGUUCUGUUAAAAUAUGUUGAUUUGACUGUGUAAAUGAAUCAGAGCUGCACUAAUUCAAGCAACAGGAGGCAGGGAAAUAUACUGGCUGCUGCUACUGCUGCUGAACUACCUCAGUCACAUAGCAGUUGCCUAACUGAUGUGGCCUGAAAUCCAAAGCUUCACCUUUGGGUUUCAUUUUUUUUCUAACUCCAAAUCAUGUCAAAUAUGUAUUUUUGGAGUAGGAGGAAAACAGCUUCUCUGCUGAAAAUCUCUGUUGAAAAUCUCAGAGAAAGAAGACACCGAAUGCGCUGGUGGGCUGUUUGCUGUAAAUGUGAUUGCCAAGAAUGAAGUUGAAUUAACCACUAUAUUGGUGUGUGUUAAGUGCUUUAUUUUUGCCUGUGUUUGCUGUUGGUUUGGCUCUUUAAAAACAAGCAAAAAAAAAUAAAAAAAAAUCACCUUUGGAAAACCUUUGUAUGUAAUUUAUUUGUGUGCUUGCUUGUGAUACUGAGUGCUAAAAAGGUAUGGGUGCCAUAAUGUUCAUUGUUUUUCAUUUUAAGUAUGAUGGAAUAUAAACUGGUUAUAUGUAUCUGACUAAAUUCUUUAUGAUUAUAAAUGACUUUUAAAGUUA